AUGUAUCGUACAUAUAAAGGGAGUGUGAAUAUAUCCGAGGGCAAUGUCACUAAUUCCCAGAACUAUAAUCAAAAAGAGAAGUCGUUGAAUGACCAACAAUCGCCAAAGUUAUCUGAAAGCAAUGACAAAGAUCGGGAUACAGACUUAGAAGACGAGGUUGAAGAACCCAUAGACGAUCCCAGGAUACGCUCUGCAACAGACAGUUCUGAGGAUCUCGAGCAUUCGGACUCAAAUAACGAGCUACAAAGCCCUGAUUCUCAUGAAAAUAUGGAAAAACCUGCUUCUAAAGUGUCCAAAAAGAACCCUUUGUCCCCAACCGACAAAAGGGAGUCAAUACAUGAAAGCGUGACCAAGUGUUCAAUUUGUAUGAACAAAUUCCGAAAUCCGAAAAGUUUGCCCUGCUUGCACACAUUUUGUAUGUCGUGUCUAUCCCGAUACAUCAUACAAUUUAUACAGGAAGAUAAGGCUGUCAAAUGGAGCGGUUUUCCUUGUCCGACAUGUCGAACUACUGCCAUUCCGACCGAUACAACUGUCGAUGCUUCCAUGUGGGCUGAGCAGUUUCCUACCAAUAAUUUCAUCUUAAGUGUUAUGGACAUGGUAAGUUUUGAAAAGGCUGAGAAAACAUGUGAACCCUGUGACAGACAGCACAAAAAAGGCGUAAAAGCUGAUAUGUGGUGCAAGCAUUGUAAAGUAUGCCUCUGUAGAAACUGCUUGUCAUUUCACAAUGCUAUGUUUCCUGACCAUGGACCUGUCUCGAUAACUAAGGUUACAAGAGAGCCAACCACGCUAUGGGAGGGUCAAGACAUGCAAUGCACGCGUCACAAAGAAAACCUGAAUUUAUUUUGUAUCGACCAUCAAGUUCUUGCUUGCCCAACGUGUGUUGCAGUUGAACAUCGGCGUUGUUUACGAGUGAUGACAUCAGAGGAUUAUGCGAGAGAAUUGAAAUCUACCGAAGAAUUGGAUAGAGUUGUUCAGCAGUACAGCGAAUGUCUGAGAAGUCUAGAUGAUAUCGUGCAAGAAAAUUUACGACAGAGUACCCACAUCACUAACAGGAAACAAGAAAUCGUCAGCAAGAUCAAAGAAUGCAGACGACAGAUCAACAGUCAUCUUGAUGAUAUUCAGAAUAGCUUUCUAAACAAACUAAAUGAGACCCACAGAGAAGAAGUUGACAAAAUUGACAACCAAAUUCGGGAAAUCAAAAUAUUACAAACAGCUGUUGAGAACUCGAAGAAAAUGGUUGAAGCAACCAUAACCUACGGUGGAGAUUCGCAGUUGCUGUCAACUAUUUUGAAAGCCAAGUCCAACUCUUUGGACUACAAACAAAAAGCCAUAGAAACCUCAGAGAAAACCGAAGAUGUGGAUUAUUCUUUCAAUAUGGACAGACAAGUACGCGAGUUACCAACAGUUAUACAAGAAUUUGGGGAAAUAAAAGUUGUAAGAGCCAAACGAGGAAUCCCAAAAUCUAUUUCAAGUAUGAAACAAAUGUUUGAAAGAAAGGCCAAGGAAAUCCAUCGUUUCUUUGUGAGACUUCCAUCAGAUAAUAUCGACUGCGUCAUCACGAGUGGUCUCUACUUGCCAGACGGACGUCUGAUUAUUUGUGAUUUCCAUAACCGCUGCGUUAAAAUGUUCCGAGAUACCGGCAUCUUCGUAACAAAACUUCUUCUGCAAUCUGAGCCUUUUGGAAUAUGCAAAGUUGAUAAUGCUACAGUUGCAGUAACCCAACCGAACGUUCGCGAAAUCAGCAUUAUAGCCAUUACAGACGACCAGAUGAAUGAGAUCAACUCUAUCGUUCUUGGCAAAGUCUGUUACGGAAUUGAAAAAUUCAACGACGAAUUGCUUGUUCUUCUGCCAAUGGAGAAACCACUUCCUUGUUUGAGCGUUGUCGAGUUGGACGGAACGGUAAACGACACCAUAAAGAAAGACAGCGCCGGAAGAGCAAUGUUCGAGCACCGACCGUUUCAUAUCACCGUCAACAAGUACACAAACGAAAUCUACGUGACGCAGAAAACGACAGCCGCACGAGACAAGCGUGGUUUAAUCCUAAGAGAAGAUUUUGAUGUGAAAUCUGAAAUACAUCACAAAGAUAUCCGGUGGGCACGUGGUGUUGACAUUGACUUUGAAGGAAAUGUAUAUAUUUGCGGACAAACAUCUUCCAAUGUCGUACAGUUCACCCCUGACUGUUCCCAAUCACGUGUUAUCCUGACGACUUCCGGAGGCAUUCAGCAUCCGGCAGCGAUUGGUUUCAACCAUAAUAAAUUCUUUUUGACCGACGUUGGUGAUGAUAACAGAAAUGUAUUGAAGAUUUUUGAGCUGAGUUAAUAGUCCAAGACUGAAGUGAU
Saccostrea echinata is the source of this 2339-nucleotide messenger RNA. RefSeq lists its product as uncharacterized. Gene Ontology annotation, molecular function: zinc ion binding. The transcript has a single exon. The record is from RefSeq and is a predicted model, not a curated record. Bases 1 to 2319 code for a protein of 772 amino acids. NCBI's taxonomy places the organism in Eukaryota, Metazoa, Mollusca, Bivalvia, Ostreida, Ostreidae.